Molecule: messenger RNA, 1152 nt
Organism: Morchella importuna
Lineage: Eukaryota; Fungi; Ascomycota; Pezizomycetes; Pezizales; Morchellaceae
Exons: 2
Coding region: 1-1152 (383 amino acids)
Biological process (GO): regulation of cyclin-dependent protein serine/threonine kinase activity; mitotic cell cycle phase transition
Cellular component (GO): cytoplasm; cyclin-dependent protein kinase holoenzyme complex; centrosome
Molecular function (GO): cyclin-dependent protein serine/threonine kinase regulator activity
Source: RefSeq, a predicted model, not a curated record
AUGGCCUGGCACACAACCUGUGAUUCCUUCUUCGUCGAGUCGGCUGAACCGGAACGGGAUGGAAUCUAUGCUGCCCGCAAGAAGAGACAGGAGAAGGCCCGUAUCGACGCCGAGACUCAGAUGGAGAUUGCUGAUGAGAUGUCCCGAAUGGUUUCCGAGGAGUACCAGGAAGAUAUUUUAGACCACAUGGAGGUCAUGGAGUCCGAAACCUUGCCAGAUGUUGCUAGCAUCGACAUUCAGACCGAGAUCCAAUGGUUUAUGCGACCUUACCUUUUAGACUUUCUCAUUGAAGCUCACACAGCGUUCCAACUGUUACCGGAUACACUAUUCCUUACCGUCAACCUCUUGGACAGGUACUGCUCGAAGCGAGUUGUUUACAAGCGCCAUUACCAAUUGGUUGGAUGUGCAGCGAUGCUCAUUGCUGCUAAGUAUGGUGACAAGAAGGACAGGGUACCGACUAUCAGGGAAUUGAAGGCGAUGUGCUGCAACCUUUACGACGAAGACAUGUUCAUCCAGAUGGAGUGGCACGUUCUUCAAACGUUGGACUGGGUUGUUGGGCACCCGACUGUGGAUAGUUUUCUGCAAAUGGUUCUGCAGGAGGUCAACUACGAUCCCGAGGUGGAAUGCAUGGCCAGGUAUCUUUCGGAAAUAGCGCUUUUCCACAAGGACUUUGUUAGCACCCGACCAUCCGUCAUGGCAAGGUCUUCGCUGGCUCUUGCGCGCCACAUUCUUGGCCGGGCUAUGCCUCGUCACUCGGAUUGGGCUGGAAAAUAUGAUACCACAGUUGUUGUCCUCUUGUCUCAACAACUUCACCGACCUUCCCAGAUCCUCAUCCGAAAGUACUCUAGCCCGGAAUAUGCAUGCGUAUCAACUAUCCUGGAAGACUUCAUGGCCCGUCGGGCCGCUGUUGAUAGGAACACGCGUGGACCUCCUACGCCACCAUCCGAGGAGGUUUACGAGGCGACCAAGGCUGCUAUCGAAGAAAGGAAGCAUGAUCAAAACUCAAACUGCAUGACCCCUCAACCCAAAAACCAGUCAUCUUUAGGAUACAUCACUCCUCCUGUGUCACCUAAUGGUGGAUAUUAUGUCGACGAAGACCUUGUGCUGCCAAGUCAGAUGGACGUAACGCCUUCGAUCCCCCAAUACCAUUAG